GCUUUCUUCCAUGCGUCCCGCCUUCGUCAUGAGAUGACGGAAGGACGUGAUGACGUAGGACGUGGUGACGGCACGUCCCUUUGUUGGCUCUGCGGUGACCGCUGUUUGUGUUGUUGUGUCUGUCUUGGGGGCUCUGCGCUAGCUGUCUGUUCUGUGCUUCGUUAGCUGCGUGUUCCGCGUUGGCGACCCAUAGAAAUCCUCCCGGUGAUGGACUCCGACGAGGGUUACAACUACGAGUUUGACGACGACGACGAGGAGGAAGGCAGCGAAGAGAGUGCGGAGGGAGAACCCGAAGACGACUUGGAAGCUGAAGUCGAUCCCGUUGUAGCUGGUGGUGACCGAGACGACUGCGGGGAGACCGGGGGGAGCGGUCUCAGCUCUGGUCAGGAUGAGGAGGACUAUCCGUUUGAAGUGUUAACCGCUGAACAGAUACUACAGCAUAUGGUGGAAUGUAUCAGGGAGGUCAACGAGGUCAUCCAGAAUCCCGCAACAAUAACGAGGAUACUCCUUAGCCACUUCAACUGGGACAAAGAGAAGCUGAUGGAAAGGUACUUUGAUGGGAACCUGGACAAUCUGUUCUCAGAAUGUCAUGUUAUAAACCCCAGUAAGAAAUCUCGGACACGCCUGGUGAACACAAGAUCCUCGGCACAGGACAUGCCUUGUCAGAUCUGCUACCUGAACUAUCCCAAUUCAUAUUUUACUGGCCUGGAGUGCGGACACAAGUUCUGCAUGCAGUGUUGGAGCAAUUACCUAACGACCAAAAUCAUCGAGGAGGGAAUGGGCCAGACAAUUUCCUGUCCUGCCCACAGCUGUGAUAUUUUGGUGGAUGACAGCACUGUCAUGCGUCUUAUAACAGAUCCAAAAGUGAAGUUGAAAUACCAACAUUUAAUUACCAAUAGUUUUGUGGAGUGUAAUCGGCUGUUAAAGUGGUGUCCCGCACCAGACUGCCACCAUGUGGUCAAAGUGCAGUAUCCCGAUGCCAAACCAGUAAGGUGCAACUGUGGACGUCAGUUCUGCUUUAAUUGUGGAGAGAAUUGGCAUGACCCUGUCAAGUGUAAGUGGUUGAGGAAGUGGAUUAAAAAGUGCGACGACGACAGCGAGACCUCCAACUGGAUUGCAGCAAACACCAAGGAAUGCCCCAAGUGCCAUGUGACCAUCGAGAAGGAUGGGGGGUGCAACCACAUGGUAUGCCGAAACCAGAACUGCAAAGCAGAGUUCUGCUGGGUGUGUCUGGGUUCCUGGGAGCCUCAUGGGUCAGCUUGGUACAAUUGUAAUCGUUACAAUGAAGAUGAUGCAAAGGCUGCGCGAGAUGCACAAGAGCCCCCAUAUGUCCUGCAGCGCUCCAGGGCCGCUCUGCAGAGGUACCUCUUCUACUGCAACCGCUACAUGAACCACAUGCAGAGCCUGCGCUUUGAACACAAGCUGUACGCUCAGGUCAAGCAAAAGAUGGAGGGCAUGCAGCAGCAUAACAUGUCGUGGAUCGAGGUGCAGUUCCUGAAGAAGGCCGUGGACGUGCUGUGCCAGUGCCGCUCCACGCUCAUGUUCACCUACGUCUUCGCGUUCUACCUCAAGAAGAACAACCAGUCCAUCAUCUUCGAGAACAACCAAGCAGACCUGGAGAAUGCGACUGAGGUGCUGUCCGGCUACCUGGAGAGAGACAUUUCACAGGAUUCACUGCAGGACAUCAAGCAAAAGGUGCAGGACAAAUACAGAUACUGCGAGAGCCGGCGUAGGGUGCUGCUCCAGCACGUCCACGAGGGGUACGAGAAGGACCUCUGGGAGUACAUAGAGGACUGAUCACGCUCCCCAAGUCGCAGGAUCUCGUGAGCGACCAGCGUGCCGAUGCCGUCUGUCGGGUGGGAACCGGCCCGCAGUGACGGAGGCAGGGCCACCAGCCAGACGCGGCUCCCAGAGCCCGUACGACGGGAACCUAAACUACGCUGAGAUUAAGGCUAGAAUAUUCAAAAUAAGAGUUGCAAGCACUAUUGUUAACACCAGAGAGGACUUUAUAGACAUUAUACAAAAAAAUUUGGCCAUUUAGGCUGGUAUUUUAAUAUCUUCCUUUAAAACUCCCUUCCCAUCCCCUCUACCCCCAAAUGGGAUUUAAUCUGUUAGUUCCCAGGUUCACACCAUUCAGACUAAGUGCGUUUUGUGUGAGGGAAGUGGACUUUUCCUGCAGAGCUUUAAGUGUCCCAGACACAUCAGCUGUCCACGAUGAUGAUUUUGUCUGGCCUGUUGAAUGUUAACUGGUGUAGAGGCAAUAUCUCUCUUUUUUCUUGUUUAAAAGGGUGACAUGGUGAAAAGUUAAUCAAACCCAUAUUUUUCACUUUGUGUAUAAACACAAAUGCAUGGGAGUCAAAAAGGUGAGCGUGCAUUUUUAGAUGAGAGGAAAUGUGUUCUUUACUGAAAAUGCUGUAUGUUCACCAUGUAGUUGAAAUAUUUGUCCCCAAGAUGAGGCACCAGGAGCAGCUGACCUGCUGUCCUCAUGGGCCAAGGGCUCUCCGGGCUGCCCGCUUGUCUGCCAGGCUGCCCGCUUGUCUGCCAGGCUCUGCCAGCGAGCAGUGGCUCCGCUCCUGGCAGCAGUCAGGAUAAGCUGUCUCACAGCUUCUUGAUUCGGUGCCCUGGCUGGCUGAUGACAGUCAAAUAUUAAACUGUGAUUUAAAAAGAAUAAAACUUGUGCCCUUCCCUGAUACUCUUUUAAAAAGUAUGCGAGUUAAGAGAUAUACCAACUGUUUCAGGAGAGCCAUACUGAGUGAUAUUCACUCCAUAUUUUCCCCUCAGAGAGUAGGUUUAACCCUUUAUAUCAGUGUUUCCCAACCCGGUCCUCAGGAACCCUCAGUCGGUCCAUGUUUUUGCUCCCUUCCAGCUCCGGGUAAAAUGUGGACUGUCUAUGGGUCCUCAAGGACCGGAUUGGGAAAUACUGCUUUAUAUCUUUAAGGGUGUUUAAAAAAAAUUUCAAGAUGAUGCAAUUAAGCUGAACCUAAGUGACUUUGUGUGUUAUGGGAAGAGGUAUCAACAAAUAUUUUCAUCAUGGCGUGUUUUCUUGAACAGGAUUUCUCAGAAAUUAGGGGAGGUGUUUUUCAUAAUUCAUAGAAACACACUAAAAUUUAAUUGAUCAUGUAGAAAAUGUGCCAACUUGUGCUAAAGAGAUCAAAAUGUAUAUAAAAAAA
Molecule: messenger RNA, 3170 nt
Organism: Paramormyrops kingsleyae
Lineage: Eukaryota; Metazoa; Chordata; Actinopteri; Osteoglossiformes; Mormyridae
Product: E3 ubiquitin-protein ligase arih1-like
Biological process (GO): protein ubiquitination
Molecular function (GO): zinc ion binding; ubiquitin-protein transferase activity
Source: RefSeq, a predicted model, not a curated record